UGGUGCGGCCUGAAGAAGCGUCGGGGCUCGGCCGCUCCUCGCUCGUCAUCCCCCAGCAUGGCGAUGCACAACAAGGCGCAGGCACCGCAGAUCCCCGACACCCGGCGGGAGCUGGCCGAGCUGGUGAAGCGCAAGCAGGAGCUGGCGGAGACUUUGGCAAACCUUGAACGGCAGAUCUAUGCCUUUGAAGGAAGUUAUUUGGAAGAUACCCAGAUGUAUGGGAAUAUCAUUCGAGGAUGGGAUCGUUAUUUAACCAAUCAGAAAAACACCAACAGUAAGAACGAUCGAAGGAACAGGAAGUUUAAAGAAGCGGAACGUCUCUUUAGCAAGUCCUCUGUUACCUCAGUAGCAGCAGUGAGUGCUUUGACUGGUGUCCAGGACCAAUUGGUGGAAAAACGUGAACCAGGUAGUGGGACAGAAAGUGACAAUUCGCCAGACUUCCAGAACCAGGAGAAUGAACCGAACCAGGAGGACACUGAGGAAUUGGAUGGGUCACACCUGCAAGGCGUGAAGCCUCAGAAAGCAGCCUCCUCCACGUCAUCUAGUAGUCACCAUGGGAGUCACAAGAAAAGGAAAAACAAAAACCGUCACAGCCCAUCUGGCAUGUUUGAUUAUGACUUUGAGAUUGAUAUCAAGCUGAAUAAAAAGCCAAGAACUGAUUACUAAAGGACCUUUGCCAGUUGCAGAUGCCAAGAUCAAAGUUUGAGGAACAUGGACAUAAUAAAACAUGAAAAUCGAGUUGCUUCAGGCAUUCGCCAUGAUUUUAACUGAACUCUACUAUGUGAAGGCAGCCAUGCCUCCUCCUGGUGUUUGAGGCCACACAUUGCAUCUUUAUCAGCUGCAUCUGAUUUGUGUUCUAUUGGACGUCGCUGUUUGAUUACAGCCCAUUUGUUUGUUAUUUGUACAAGUAAAACAUCCAUUGGGUUUUAUAAUCAAUUUAAACUGUCAUGGGGUGGGGGGAUUGGGGAAUUAAUUGGUCGCUUUUAUGUCUGUUGUGACUCAGUUUAACUAUUUGAUGUUACCCGUGACAUUUAUGUGAGAUUGUAUUCUACAUAAAGCGUUGUGUUUCAUUUGGUAAGACUCAAUUUUAAAUCUCUUAUUGAAAGUUCCUGUUUCACUUUGAGUACAAAUGGCAGUUCUUUUUUUUUGUCCUGAAAUUUAUUUGAAAUAAUUUCUUCUGUGCUGGAUUGUGCCUUGACAGAUUUUGUAUGUAGGCACAUUGUUCUCAUUUUGGGGUCAAAGCCUUGUGUAGCUGUAAGUGUGAGAAAAGCACAGAAGGCCAUAAUCUCCAGAUAUUUCUAAAUGGACUCAAUGGAGUUAGAUUUAAUAGCAACAUGUGGUUUUAUUUUUUGAACCCAUUAUAUUUUUUGUGCUUUGGAUAUUGUAUGUAUAAAUAUUACCUUUUUAAUUUGUACAAUUAUGACUUUUUUUGGACACAUGGCUUUAUUAUUUUUUUUAAAAGAAGGAAAAUGGAUUUGUGACCAUUUUGUAUUAAAGAAGUUAAAUAUAA
Pristis pectinata (smalltooth sawfish) is the source of this 1510-nucleotide messenger RNA. It is a transcript of the gene meaf6, whose product is annotated as MYST/Esa1-associated factor 6. The record is from RefSeq and is a predicted model, not a curated record. The transcript is spliced from 8 exons. Gene Ontology annotation, cellular component: NuA4 histone acetyltransferase complex. NCBI's taxonomy places the organism in Eukaryota, Metazoa, Chordata, Chondrichthyes, Rhinopristiformes, Pristidae. The coding region runs from base 58 to 666 and encodes 202 amino acids.